This is a messenger RNA of Nanorana parkeri, 918 nucleotides long. RefSeq names its product protein FAM26E-like. The transcript has 2 exons. Gene Ontology annotation, molecular function: monoatomic cation channel activity. The record is from RefSeq and is a predicted model, not a curated record. The coding region runs from base 1 to 918 and encodes 305 amino acids. Lineage: Eukaryota; Metazoa; Chordata; Amphibia; Anura; Dicroglossidae.
AUGGAUGUCUUGCAGAAACUUUUAAAGAUAUGUGCAGAAAAGAAAUCUGCUAUCGGUUAUGGCUUCCUGACACUUGUAACAGCGGGAGGACAGCAGUUGUUUUCCCUGGUUGUGUUCCAGUGUCCCUGCAACGAGCACAAUAUGAUGUAUGGCUUUGUUUUUAUCUUAGCUCCGGCUAUUGUACUCACAAUCACAAGUUUCUUCUUGAGUAGCAGGACUUGGAAAUUUUUUACAGGUUGCUGUUUAAAUCCAGUGAAGAUGUUCCCUAAAGAGAAUCGAUGUAAAGGUCUUUACGUCUUUGUACAGCUGAUACUACAUGCUCUUAUAGUUCCUGUCAUGUGGAUUUCUAUAGCCUUGCUGCACGGAUCUUUCUAUGCAUGUGCCAUGAGCGGCUGGCAGAAUCCGGACUAUAUCCAGUAUCUGUGUAAGUACAAAUCUGAACGUUGUCAGAGUCAGCUUUUCAAGGUGACCUGUAACAGAACAGCAAUGCCUGGCAAUGAAACUCUAGAAGUUGUUCUACUUCUACAAGCUCAAUCGCAGGUUAUUGGAUGGUGUUUUAUAGCUAUACUUGCUUCGCUAGCACUUCUAUGUGCCUGUUGGUCUAGGUGUCGAUCCAAUGUAAGCUCUGUUCAGAAAGCAUUCUGGAAAAUGUAUAUUGACAAAGAAAAGGAGAAAUUUGAGGAAUUGGUUCAGGAAUAUGCCACCAAACUUGCUGAAAGGAAUCUGAGAAGUUUCUUUGAAAACAAGGACCCAGAUGACUUUAAGCUGCCAACUAGCAAAGCUUGGGAGAAGAUUUCAGCAUUGUAUACUUUCAAUCCAGAUCAGCAGUACUAUAGUACUCUUCAUAGAUUUGUUGAACAUGGAGACAAUGACAGCGUCAAAGACGUUAUAAUGGAUUUUGUAGAAAGACAAAUAUAA